This is a messenger RNA of Carcharodon carcharias (great white shark), 1797 nucleotides long. RefSeq names its product cytoplasmic dynein 1 intermediate chain 2-like. Gene Ontology annotation, biological process: transport along microtubule. Lineage: Eukaryota; Metazoa; Chordata; Chondrichthyes; Lamniformes; Lamnidae. Gene Ontology annotation, cellular component: cytoplasmic dynein complex. The annotation marks the transcript as partial. The transcript has 15 exons. Gene Ontology annotation, molecular function: dynein heavy chain binding; dynein light chain binding. The record is from RefSeq and is a predicted model, not a curated record.
AUCAUUUCCUGCUCUGCUGCCUGGUUUUCGUGCCGGACAUUUUGCUGCUGCUGCUUUUCCAGGUUGCCUACAAUGGCAGACAAGAGUGAACUCAAAGCUGAGCUGGAGCGCAAAAAGCUACGGUUAGCACAGAUCCGAGAGGAGAAGAAGCGAAAGGAGGAGGAGAAGAAGAGAAAGGAUGGUGAUUUCAAGAAGGAGACCCUUUCUGCCUCACAGGAUGAGCUGGACCUGGAGAGAAAGCGGAAAGAGACCGAGGCAUUGCUUCAGAGCAUUGGCAUAACUACAGAGCCCUCAAUAGUCCAUUCUCCUAUUUCCCCAUCGAACAAAUCGCUGGGAACGCCGAGUGAAUCUGAGAGUCAGGAAUCUGUGGAGGGGACAGUUGGAGCCCGACAUCACCUGCAGAAACUAGGAAUAGCCAGAAUUACCCAUGUGGAUAUCGCACCUUGUGAGUGUCUUGCGCACUGUAAGGAGACCCAGACACCAGUGGUUGCAAAGCUAGAGGAAGCAGUAGAAGAAGCACCAGUUCCUGUAAAAGCAUCGACUCCAGCAGACACUGAGACACCUGCAGAAACCCAGGAGGAGAUUGAAGAAGAGGACCAAGCACCUCGGCAUUGUCUGACGGAGGAGGAGAAAGAGAGCAUUCUUCACUCAGAGGGAUUUUUAUCCUUCUUUGAUCAGACCUCUAAGAUGAUUGAGCAAGCACUGACUGAACAUGCUGACAUCUUCUUCGACUACAGUGGGCGCAACUUAGACGACAAAGAAGGAGAGGUUCAAGCGGGAGCCAAGUUGUCACUGAACAGGCAGUUUUACGAUGAAAAUUGGUCAAAGGAUCGUGUUGUUACCUGUCUGGACUGGUCACAACAGUAUCCAGAACUACUGGUUGCUUCUUAUACUAAUAAUGAAGAUGCUUUGAACGAGCCUGAUGGUGUGACUCUUGUAUGGAAUAUGAAGUUUAAGAAAACCACUCCAGAGUAUAUCUUUCACUGCCAGUCAAAAGUCAUGUCUGCCUGCUUUGCACAGUUUCACCCAAAUCUCAUGGUGGGUGGAACGUAUUCCGGUCAGAUUGUCCUUUGGGAUAACCGCAGUAACAAGAAGACACCUGUCCAGCGGACUCCACUAUCUGCUGCAGCUCACACACACCCUGUGUACUGUGUGAAUGUUGUCGGUACUCAAAAUGCUCAUAACCUAGUCAGUGUUUCCACUGAUGGAAAACUGUGUACCUGGAGCCUGGACAUGCUCUCUCAGCCACAGGACAGUAUUGAGCUGGUACACAAGCAAUCGAAGGCAGUUGCUGUAACCUCCAUGUCCUUUCCACUGGGGGACAUCAAUAACUUUGUUGUGGGCAGUGAAGAAGGCUCUGUGUACACAGCAUGUCGCCUUGGCAGUAAAGCUGGCAUCAUUGAGAUGUUUGAAGGACACCAAGGUCCUGUGACAGGGGUCCAUUGUCACACAGCAACAGGACCAGUAGACUUCUCUCACCUUUUUAUCACCUCCUCAUUCGACUGGACUGUGAAACUCUGGUCAGCUAAGAGUAACAAGCCCUUGUAUUCCUUUGAGGACAGUUCAGACUAUGUGUUUGAUGUCAUGUGGUCCCCAAUCCACCCUGCACUCUUUGCAUGUGUUGAUGGAAUGGGCCGGCUUGACCUCUGGAAUUUGAAUGAAGACUCUGAGGUUCCGACUGCAAGUGUCAUGGUGGAGGGAAACCCUGGGUUGCAUCGUGUCCACUGGGCACAGUCAGGGCGAGAGAUUGCUGUGGGUGAUUCUGAAGGCCAAGUAUUGAUAUAUGAUGUCGGAGAG